Mytilus trossulus (common blue mussel) is the source of this 3553-nucleotide messenger RNA. Its product is annotated as MBT domain-containing protein 1-like. Gene Ontology annotation, biological process: negative regulation of DNA-templated transcription. Gene Ontology annotation, cellular component: nucleus. The record is from RefSeq and is a predicted model, not a curated record. The transcript has 23 exons. Bases 128 to 2647 code for a protein of 839 amino acids. Gene Ontology annotation, molecular function: zinc ion binding; chromatin binding. NCBI's taxonomy places the organism in Eukaryota, Metazoa, Mollusca, Bivalvia, Mytilida, Mytilidae.
CCUGAAAUCCAGGCACCGUGUAGCAGACAAUGUUAUUUUGAGUCUACAAAACACUGUUAGAUGAUUGCAUAUAUACAAAUUUAUUGUGCAACGUCUAGAAUUCAUUAAGUGUCUACCAGAUAAUUAAAUGGACCCGAUAGAACCAGACUGGGGUGGAUGGAGUUCUAUAACAGAAGCAGGAGAGUCUAAUAUGUCUGUAGACUCAUUCCAGAAACAGGAAGAUUCCAAUAUGAGUAUAGGUGAUUCCAGAUCUGAUUCUGUAUAUGGAGGAAGUAAUGUAGGAGGUGAAGAAGAAUAUUUUUCUGGACUCGGUGUGUAUGAUGGGUAUGAUAGUUACCAAGAUGGCAGUGGAAGUUCCUCAGAUGAAGGCGAUGAUGAGGACGAUGAAACAUAUUUCCCAGCAUCAAAACAGAAAACGCAGUAUCGCUUCAUGAAUGGCAAAGAUGGAAUGGCUACCUGUGAAAGAUGUGGAUCAGUUGGCAUAAAACAUGCAUUCUAUUCAAAGUCCAAGAGGUUUUGUAGUUUGUCAUGUUCCAGGAGCUUUGCUACAGCUAAAAGGGAAGGGAAACCUUUGACAACGUUUGACAAGACACAACAGAAAAAGAUUCCAGGAAAAAAGAUGAAUAUUCCUAGCAAAAUGCCACAACCAAUUCAGAGUCUGUAUCCAAAAACUGUAACAAAAAGACCAGGAGGAAUGAAAGGCUUUGACUGGGGCCCUUACUUAGCACAAACAGGCAGUGAUGCGGCACCAAUCACAUGUUUUAAACAUUGUCCCAUGUCUGAUCACUGGCAGAAUAUCAACACGGGUAUGAAAGUUGAAUUAGAAAACCAUCUGUGUGAUAUACAUGCAUUCUGGAUAGCUACAGUUGUUAAAGUAGCAGGAUACAAAGCUCUGAUGAGGUUUGAAGGAUUUGGGAAUGAGUCCACAUAUGAUUUCUGGAUUAAUCUUUGUACACAAGAUGUUCACCCUGUAGGAUGGUGUGCAACUGUAGGCAAACCAUUAGUUCCGCCAAAAAGUAUCCAGGACAAAUAUAUUGACUGGAAGGAGUAUCUAAUCAAAAGAUUGACAGGGGCUAGAACUCUUCCCAGUAACUUUUAUAAUAAGGUUGUAGAAUGUAUCAAUGACAUUCCAAUUAAGAAAGGUAUGCAGUUAGAAGUAGUUGAUAAAAUGUGUGUGUCUGCGAUGAAAGUAGCUAAAGUCCAAGAAGUUGUUGGAGGAAGACUUAGAUUACAUUACACAGAUUCUAAGGAAGAGAUUGAUGAGUUCUGGUGCCAUAUGAGAUCACCGUUAGUUCACCCCAUAGGGUGGUCACAGACAUCUGGACAUAAAUUACAUGCUACACAAGAAUACAGAUCAAAAUGUUUAAACAAAAUAACGAUGGAUAAGUACGAUCCUGAUGAUGUCACACCGGAUAUGUUUGAAAAGAAAAAAGAUCCACCUCAUGGGGCUAAAUUCCAAGAAGGUAUGAAGUUGGAAGCCAUAGAUCCACUCAACCUUUCUGCAAUAUGUGUAGCCACUGUUAUGAAGGUUUUGAAGAAUAACUAUUUAAUGAUUGGAAUAGAUGGUUCAAUAGCUCAGAAUGGAACAGAUUGGUUUAACUAUCAUUCUACAUCACCAUGUAUCUUCCCUGUGGGAUUCUGUGAAGUAAAUGGAAUAGAAUUAACACCACCUAGAGGAUAUAAAGGGCAGUUCAAAUGGUUUGAAUAUUUACGACAGACGAAAUCAUCAGCAGCCCCUGUUAAACUGUUUGAUAAGGAAAUACCAAAGCAUGGGUUCAAACCGGCUAAUAAAGUUGAAGCUGUUGAUCUGAUGGAACCAAGAUUAAUAUGUGUAGCCACAGUGAGUCGCGUUGUGGGACGUUUAUUGAGAAUUCAUUUUGAUGGUUGGGAGGUAACUUAUGACCAGUGGGUCGACUGUGAAACAGCUGAUUUAUAUCCUGUUGGUUGGUGUGAGGUCAUGAACUAUGGAUUAGAAGGGCCAAGGGUCAAAAUUGAACCAAUAUCUCCUGUACCAGUGGUACCCAAACUGGUGAAAGAAUCCCCUUUUAGUAAGAAAAGAAAAGGGAAGACACAGAUCUAUAAAGGUCCAAGAAAGAGUAAGUCAAAGCGAAAGCCAAAGUUAUCACCAUCAGGCUUACCACUAGGAGAGUUAGGUAACAUCAAAACAGAAAGUAACAGUUCAUUUUCAUCACAGUUUGAAUCAACCAUUAAAGUGAAAACCGAAGUAGAAGAUGUAGAUUUCCCACCAUCAUUAAGUCCUCAUCAAUCGUUUACUGAAUCCAUUAGAUCAGGCAGCAAUGAUUCACCAUCAUCAAAACCUAGUGUCACAAAAACAGCAUUAUCAAAUCUGUUAAUGUCAAAAACAGGGGGAACUAACCCUGUGGACAGUAGUAAAUCGAGCCAGUUGGCUCAGAGACAUUUAACCAUUCCUCCAGAUCAGUGGACUGUUUCUGAUGUGUGCUAUUUCCUCAAAGUCAAUGAUUGUGCUUCGUUUUGGGAAAGUUUUGUUAGAAGCAAAGUUGAUGGUAAAAAGUUGCUAGAAUUAACGAAAGACCAGAUCAGUAGUUUGACUGGAAUGAAAAUUGGUGCUUCCAUUAAGAUGACAGAGAUGAUUCAACAAUUAAAAUCCAGGGCUCAGAAAUCAUAGCAAUACGUUUUUGUAGAUAAUGUUUGAAAAAAUCACAUUGGUGCCAUUAAAAUAGUCAAUUUUAACAAGUAUGAAAACAGUGACAUUGUUUAGAUCUGUUAAACUGUAAAUUCAGAAAUUAUUGCCAUUUUGUCAUUAUAGACUUAAAUGCAAUUUUAUUCUUUAUGAUUUUGAGAAAAAACAUGUUUAAGUCAUAUAAAAUAUUUCAAAAUGCGAGUUUAAAUUAUUGCGUUUACAACUCUGUCGCAUUUUUUGCAAUACUAAAAACCUCACAAUAAUUUCUGAAUUUACAGUAUAUCAAUGUUAUUUACUCAGAUUUGUUUUUGGGUAAACUGCACCUUACAGUUUUCUAUGUAUUGCAGGCUUCACAAUGUAUACUGAAGGUCACCUAUUUUACUUGUACUGUUAUUUUAAAAUUGCUUUUCAACGAACAAACCUUAAAACCAUGCAAAUUUGAAAACUUAUAGGUAAUAUUUAUUUCUUAUAAGAAAUUAUAAUUUUUGAUGUAUGAUUGGUAGUACACUUAAAAUUUUGAAACUUACAUGUAAUAUGUAUCUUUCAAUAAAAAUGAUUUUCUUUUAAAGAGAUAUUUUUUUAACAAGUCAUUUGGCAAGAGAGAGUUAUUUUCUGAACUCAAUGGACUAAGAUAACUGUACUUGCUGUAAAGCAGUGACGAUUUAUAAUAUACCUGUAUGAUAACAUAGAACCUGCCUUCAAGACCUCAUCAUCAAAAGAUAACUGUUUUUUGAAAGGGAUGUCAUGUUUUAUGUCCCUAAUCAAAAUUGUUUAAUGGUGCACAGUAAGAAUUUGGUUUAUUUUAUAACAUAGCAUAUACAAGGGUCUGGAUGGAAUCCUACAAUUCUUUAUUCUUGAGUUGUCUAAGCUAUUUUUUUCUAUUCUUUAUAA